AUGAUAAUACAUGUAUGCUAUUUCUUAUUGAUGAUGAUGAUUGCGCUUGUUGGGAGAACUGAACUCUGCCGAUUCAGUGGUGUAAAGAUCUACCCCGGAAGAGGCAUCAUAUUUAUUCGUAGUGAUUCACAGGAAUUUCUAAUUGUGAACUCGAAAUGUAAGAGGUAUUUCCACAACCGUUUGAAGCCUUUGAAGCUCACAUGGACUGCCAUGUUCAGAAAGCAACACAAGAAAGACAUUGCCCAAGAGGCUGUGAAGAAGAGGCACUACGCCACCAAGAAGUCAUACUCUAGGUUCAUUGUUGGUGCUACCUUGAAAGUCAUUCAGAAGAAAAGAUCUGAGAAGCGUAAAGUUCGAGAUGCAGCCAGAGAAGCUGCUCUCCGUCACAUGAAACAGAGACUGAAACUGAAAACAUAA
Molecule: messenger RNA, 417 nt
Organism: Vicia villosa (hairy vetch)
Lineage: Eukaryota; Viridiplantae; Streptophyta; Magnoliopsida; Fabales; Fabaceae
Product: large ribosomal subunit protein eL24-like
Exons: 6
Coding region: 1-417 (138 amino acids)
Biological process (GO): cytoplasmic translation
Cellular component (GO): cytosolic large ribosomal subunit
Molecular function (GO): structural constituent of ribosome; mRNA binding
Source: RefSeq, a predicted model, not a curated record